AUGCUCGGAGUGGGGAGCGGUCGGCAAGAGCAAUCAUCUCACGUCAAUCCUGACUACGACCUUGCGACACCAAUUCCGCCCGACGCCAAUGGCCUACGACAGAGUCUGACCUCGUAUGGAGACGCCCAUUUUUCUCUUUUCCUCCGUAAGGUUUUUAUCAAGGCCCUGGGGUAUAGUGAAGAUGCGCUGUCACGUCCAAUUAUCGGUAUUGUCAACACCUACUCGAGUUUCAACCCCUGUCAUGCCAAUAUCCCACAAUUAAUUGAUGCUGUUAAACGUGGCGUGCAAUUGAAUGGGGGGUUAGCAAUUGAUUUCCCAACUAUUAGUAUCCAUGAAUCAUUUUCUUCACCUACUAGCAUGUACUUGAGGAACCUGAUGAGUAUGGAUACCGAAGAAAUGAUCAAAGCACAGCCAUGCGAUGCUGUUAUCUUGAUAGGAGGUUGUGACAAAACCACACCGGCGCAAUUGAUGGGCGGGCUAUCGGCCAACAAGCCGAUCCUUCACCUCGUGACAGGGCCAAUGAUGCCUGGAAGCCACAAGGGGGUACGGAUAGGCGCUUGCACUGACUGCCGCAACAACUGGGCUAGCUACCGAGCUGGGACAAUUGAUAUCGAGGACAUUGCAGCUAUAAACAACGAAUUGGCCCCGACAGCUGGAACUUGCGGUGUGAUGGGGACUGCAAGUACAAUGGCGUGCAUCCUAGUCGCGCUAGGUCUCAUGCCAUUCAACGGUGCCACUGCCCCAGCAGUAUCCUCAGCGCGACUACGCAUCGCCGAAGAAACUGGCGCUCUCGCCGUGGCGGCCUUCAAAUCGCAAAUCCGGCCCCAGUCGAUGCUGACACGGGAAUCCUUUCUGAACGCCAUCACCGUUUUACAAGCCAUCGGUGGUUCUACAAAUGCCGUUGUUCAUCUAAUGGCCAUCAUCGGCCGGCACUGGGACAGCAGCCUCGUUGAAAGCAUCAAUCUGGAUACCAUCAAUGAGAUUGGACGGAAAACACCGCUCCUAGUUGAUCUGAAGCCCAGUGGCGAUAACUACAUGACCGACUUCCACAAUUCCGGGGGGAUGCUUUCUUUGCUUCGUGAACUUCGACCCCUUUUGCACCUGAAUGCUCAGACAGUCACGGGUCGAACCCUCGGUGACAACCUCGAUAAAGCGUCUUACAUCGAAGUUCCAAGAUCAUUAAGCGUUCUCCACCCCUUCAGUGAUCCCCUGUAUCCAUGUGCCUCGUUAGUUGUCCUGCGAGGGAACUUGGCUCCAGGCGGCGCCGUCAUGAAGGCAAGCGCGUCAAAGUGGCGACACCUCCUUCAACACUCUGGACCCGCUGUGGUAUUCAGCGGGGCGGCUGAUAUGGCCAGAAGACUUGAUGAUCCCAAACUUGAAGUCCACAAGCAUAGCGUUCUAGUUCUUCAAAAUAUUGGUCCUGUUGGAAACCCUGCAAUGCCUGAGGCGGGUAUGAUCCCGAUUCCUCGGAAGCUAGCAGAGAAGGGCGUGUUGGAUAUGCUUCGGAUAUCGGACGGGAGGAUGAGCGGCACAGCAGGUGGCUCGAUUAUCCUCCAUGUCUCUCCAGAGGCUGCAGACCCAGAUUCGGUACUUGGAAUUAUAGAGGAUGGUGAUAUUAUUACUUGCGACGCAAGUCGAUGUCUCCUUCAGGUUGACAUAUCAGCUGAGGAGAUUAAACGGCGGGUUGAACGAAGGAUGACUCAGUUUGAGAGCAGUAAGUCUACUGCAGGGACAGACGAACAGCCGGCGUGGGUGGCUAGGAAGACGGCUAGGGGGUACCGUGGUUUAUUCAUGCGUUCAGUGUUGCAGGCGGAGAGAGGCGCCGAUUUUGACUUUCUGACUGCUGUUGGACCAUCGUAG
Fusarium oxysporum Fo47 is the source of this 1860-nucleotide messenger RNA. Its product is annotated as dehydratase. The record is from RefSeq and is a predicted model, not a curated record. Bases 1 to 1860 code for a protein of 619 amino acids. The transcript has 4 exons. Lineage: Eukaryota; Fungi; Ascomycota; Sordariomycetes; Hypocreales; Nectriaceae. Gene Ontology annotation, molecular function: hydro-lyase activity.